CAGUUGCGCAGGAAUAGAGCGCACUUUUGAUUUUGUAACACCGCCUAUAUUGUACCUUGGCAUCAUGUCUAAUUUCGUUGAUUCUCCGUAAAUAUACCGUUCUCUCUAAUUGCCCGCCGUACGGCCGGCGCCGUCUAUGUACACACGCGACCCCUUCAAGCUCCGCACCGCACCUCCGGCCUCCGUCCACACCUUAUCGCAACUUCUCCAAAACGCCGCCCACAAAACCAUCGAGACAGGCGCCACCGCCGUCGAAUCCACCAAGCAGGCACUCAAGGACAGCGCUGCCGACAUGUCCUUCGCCGUGCCGCGAAACAUUCCGAACUUUGAGAACGCAUCGCGCAGAUUCGAAGAUAAUGUCUGGGGGAAGUUUACGGGGAAUGAGAAGGGUCUGCCUAUGUAUAAGGAUAAGCCGGCUUAUUAUGGGAGUGGGAGGGUGGCGAGGAGUUGGGUGAGGAGGAAGAGGGGGGUGCUGGUUUUGGUGGUGGGAAUGUUGGGGUUGGUGUAUUGGUUGGGGUUGUUAGGGGGUGCGGAGAGGGCGGAGGAGGGAGUGAGGUUAGGGGAUAAAGAGAAGCCUGGGGGUUGGGCCAGUAUAAUACGGGGGUCAAGAGGGCAAAAGGUUGAUUGGGAGCAGAGGAGACAGAGUGUGAAGGAUGCAUUUCUACUGAGUUGGAAUGCGUAUAAAGAGCACGGAUGGGGCUACGAUGAGUACCAUCCCGUCUCACGGAAUGGGCGGUACAUGGCACAACCUAACGGCCUUGGUUGGAUAAUAGUGGACGCGCUAGACACUAUGAUGUUGAUGAAUCUCACAAAGGAGCUGAAGGACGCACGGGACUGGAUAUCCAUGUCAUUGGACUAUAACAAGGACCAGGACGUCAAUACCUUUGAAACCACCAUAAGAAUGCUCGGUGGAUUGCUAUCAGCUCAUUACUUGCAAGAGACGCUUCCCGGGAUGAAGCCUACGAAUCCGAACGAAGAGGACUUGUUUCUGGAGAAGGCUACCGACCUAGCUGACCGAUUGAUGGGCGCAUACGAAUCCAGAUCUGGCGUGCCUUGGGCCAGCGUUGUGCUCAAAACCGGGAAAGGUGUGCCAUCUCAUGCGGAUGGUGGUGCCUCGUCAACCGCCGAAGCUACGACGCUCCAGCUGGAGAUGAAGUACUUGGCAUACCUGACCGGCGAAGCGCACUAUUGGGAGAAGGCCGAGAGGGUGAUGAAGGUGGUAGACGACAACGGAGCUAAAGAUGGUCUGGUUCCCAUCUUCAUCUAUGCCGACCAAGGACAAUUCCGCGGGGAGGAGAUCCGUCUGGGAAGUCGAGGAGACUCAUACUACGAGUACCUGAUCAAACAAUACUUUCAAACGCAAAAGAAGGAGCCAAUCUACCUUGAGAUGUGGAACGAAGCCCUGGAAGGAGUAAAGAAGCAUCUCAUUACCUACACAAAAGAUGCACAGUUUACAGUCUUGGCCGAAAGACCGAACGGCCUGGGUGGAAAGCUCCACCCUAAAAUGGAUCACCUGGUCUGCUUCAUGCCUGGCACCAUCGCCCUGGCUGCGACCGGCGGUCUUACCCUCGCUGAGGCGAAGAGACUCCCCGGUUGGGGCAAACUACAGGAAGAGGAUAUGCAGCUAGCCCGCGAGCUGAUGAAGACAUGUAUGGGCAUGUACCGCGUCACUGCCACCGGCCUCGCCGCCGAAAUCACCCAUUUCGAGCUCGACGAUCCGCCGCGUAUGAUGCGCCAGGAACCAUUGACAUCUAAGAGCGAUCUGGAGACUGCGGAGGACGCGGACUGGAAAACGGACUUCAUCAUCAAGCCGGCUGAUACGCAUAACCUGCAAAGACCGGAAACCGUGGAGAGCCUAUUUUAUAUGUGGCGCAUUACGGGCGACAAUCUGUACAGAGAAUGGGGAUGGGAGAUUUUUGAAUCUUUCGUGAAGCACACCAUUGUGGAAAAUGGAGGAGGGUUCACGUCUAUCAACGAUGUUACGAAGGUGCCGCCGCCGUCCAGGGACAACAUGGAGUCUUUCUGGCUGGCGGAGACACUAAAAUACUUCUACCUCCUCUUUGGCCCUAACGAUCUGCUUCCUCUGGACCAGAUAGUGUUGAACACGGAAGCUCACCCCUUCCCGAGGUUUGAUAUGUCCAAGAAGCAUUUCAAAACGGGGUGGAAGCGGAUACCUAGGGAUGCACAGGGGAACCUGGUGAGGCCACGGGAGCCCGAAACUGGAACUAAGGAGAGUCAUGCUGGGCAUGGAAGCUGAAGUAUAUGAUAGAGUGCCAGAGCCAGUUACGCAUGGUUACCGUGGUGGUAGGCGUGUGUUGUAUAUCAUGCAUUUCCGGAGUUAAUAUACCUUCUCUUGUUAGCCGCAUAGAUAAAAAUAUCGCAUCUAGUGUCAUUCCUUGGCGGAAGGUUAAGUAGGAACCCUUCUUGGGAAGGGCGGAGCGUCAGAAUACCGGCUCAAUGCUCAGUAGAGUUGCGACUCUCAACAUCGAGGGGAAUUAUAGGGAAUGCAUAAAGUGGAGGUCGCAGCUCCCUCC
This is a messenger RNA of Westerdykella ornata, 2534 nucleotides long. RefSeq names its product seven-hairpin glycosidase. Lineage: Eukaryota; Fungi; Ascomycota; Dothideomycetes; Pleosporales; Sporormiaceae. Bases 137 to 2257 code for a protein of 706 amino acids. The record is from RefSeq and is a predicted model, not a curated record. Gene Ontology annotation, molecular function: mannosyl-oligosaccharide 1,2-alpha-mannosidase activity; calcium ion binding. Gene Ontology annotation, cellular component: endoplasmic reticulum; membrane. Gene Ontology annotation, biological process: N-glycan processing; carbohydrate metabolic process. The transcript has 3 exons.